UUUGUGUCAUUUAUUGGAGACAAAACGCUCAUCUUUACUUAAGUCCAAAGUUAGAAAUGGCAUUGAUAUGGUAAACAGGUAAAGUAGGGAGAUCCAGAGUCACUACAAACGCAACAACAUCAACUAACCCAGUAUAAUCCCACACGUGGGGCCUGGGGAAGGUAGUGUGUACACAAACCCGACCCUACCUUUGUGAAGGUAGAGAGGCUGUUUCUAGUAGACCGUCGGCUCAAGAAAAACAUCGUCACAACAUUAUUGAAAAGAAAUACAAUGAAACUAUGAAAAAGAAGCAGUAACAACAACAACAAGGUAAUAAGAUAACCAAGACGAAAGAAACAACUGGUAAUAGAAAUCUAAGUAUAAGAAAGUACGAGAAGAAUAUGUGACACCAAAGGUAUGAGAAAGGGAUACGUUCGACUACCUACUAGCCUUCUACGCUAGUUAUUGACCUCCACGCCCUCCUAUCAAGAGGCAUGUCCUCGGUAAGUUGCAAAUGUGCCAUGUCCUACCUAAUCUCUUCUCCCCAAUACUUCUUAGGCCUACCUCUCCCUCUCCUCAGACCCACCAUGACCAGCGUCUCACGCCUUUUCACUGGAGAGUCACUACAAGCGCAAAAAAAUAAAAUUCGAAAAGUCCUAACAAAAAAUUGAAGGAAUUCUGGACAACCAGGAACCUGCUAGAUUUUUUAAAAAAAAUAACAGGAUCAAUUAGAAUUAGGCGGGCUUUUGACUUUGAACGAAGCACAUAGUCUAAUUUGAAAAGCUCAUCUGCUUACAGCAUUUAACCCUUUUUUGUCUUUUCUUUUCUCAAUUGAAAUGGAGUUGAAUUAAGUGGAGUGGAUAUAGGUGAUCCAAUAAUCGCCUCAACUAUUUUGGAGUUUAGUCAUAGUUGAUUGAUAUGCCUUAUUUCCUCCAUGAAAGCUAGUGCUUUUUCUUCAGAGGUUGCUCAGAACAUGAAAAGUUAAGAUAAGAAUAGCUGUCACAUAUAAAUCAGGUGCAAAUCUGCAAGUAUAAGGCCAUGCGUUAUUCAAAAGCUAAUGUUUCUAUUGCGUAGGUCCCUGUCCCCUACACAGAUGACGAACCAAAGACAUAAUGGGGCAACUAGAAAGAUCAUUUAUUGAAGACUCACGGGCUGGCAUAAAAAUAUCUCCUCAGGAUAACAAUUUUCCAGGACUGCAUGAUAGGUUAGUAAUAGUGACUGGAACUCUUGGGGAGCAGAUGCGAGCUAUUGAAUUGAUUCUAUAUAAGUUGGCAGAAGACCGUCAUUAUAUACAAUCUAUCAUUGCUCCAUUUCCAUAUGCAGGGAUAAGCAGUUCUUGUUCUUGCUUAAUAACCAAAUGUGGCAAUCUGGUGGUGUCGGAGAGGAUUUCAGGUUAAAUAGAAUGGAUGCAUGGAUAAGGGAACAACGCUUGUUUCUUCUUCGUAGGGCUUUCUAAGAUAAUGAUGAUCCAGCCUCUUAAAUGAUGUUUUCCCUAGCUCUACCAGGUGUAUUGUUCAGGAAAUUACUGUAGUAGACUAGUGGUUGACUUGGUGCAGCAUUAUGCAAAUGGUUUUUGAUUUCAUAUGGUCA
This is a messenger RNA of Nicotiana tabacum (common tobacco), 1569 nucleotides long. The record is from RefSeq and is a predicted model, not a curated record. NCBI's taxonomy places the organism in Eukaryota, Viridiplantae, Streptophyta, Magnoliopsida, Solanales, Solanaceae.